UCGCAGCGCAUUUCAAAACGAGAAAUUGAAAAAGGAAUUCAUAAGCGUGUGACUUUUUAGAGUUGUUCGUCAGAGAUAACAAUUUUAUUGAAAUUUUGUGUUUUAACAGACUAAAUUCUAGUGAUUAAAUUGACAACAUGCAGAUCUUUGUGAAGACUUUGACGGGUAAAACCAUAACACUUGAGGUUGAGCCUUCGGACACAAUUGAAAAUGUUAAAGCUAAAAUUCAGGACAAGGAGGGUAUUCCCCCAGACCAACAGCGUUUGAUCUUCGCUGGCAAGCAGCUGGAAGAUGGUCGCACACUCUCCGACUACAACAUUCAGAAAGAGUCAACCCUUCACUUGGUACUGCGUCUGCGUGGUGGCAUGCAAAUCUUUGUCAAGACUUUGACCGGUAAGACCAUCACACUCGAGGUCGAGCCUUCAGACACAAUCGAAAAUGUCAAAGCCAAAAUCCAAGAAAAAGAAGGAAUCCCACCUGAACAGCAACGACUGAUCUUCGCCGGAAAACAGCUGGAAGAUGGCCGCACACUAUCCGACUACAACAUUCAGAAGGAGUCAACCCUUCACUUAGUACUGCGUCUGCGUGGUGGCAUGCAAAUCUUUGUCAAGACCCUGACUGGAAAGACCAUUACACUCGAGGUCGAGCCUUCAGACACAAUUGAAAAUGUCAAAGCCAAAAUCCAAGACAAAGAGGGAAUCCCACCUGACCAGCAACGACUGAUCUUCGCCGGCAAGCAGCUGGAAGAUGGCCGCACACUCUCCGACUACAACAUUCAGAAGGAGUCGACCCUUCACCUGGUGUUGCGUCUGCGUGGUGGUAUGCAAAUCUUUGUCAAGACUCUGACUGGUAAGACUAUCACACUCGAGGUCGAACCUUCAGACACGAUCGAAAAUGUCAAAGCCAAAAUCCAAGACAAAGAGGGAAUCCCACCUGACCAGCAACGACUGAUAUUCGCCGGUAAACAGCUGGAAGACGGCCGCACCCUUUCUGAUUACAACAUUCAGAAGGAGUCUACUCUUCACUUGGUCCUGCGUCUGCGCGGUGGUAUGCAAAUCUUUGUCAAGACCUUGACUGGUAAAACUAUCACACUGGAAGUCGAACCUUCAGACACCAUCGAAAAUGUCAAAGCCAAAAUCCAAGAUAAAGAGGGAAUCCCACCUGACCAGCAACGACUGAUCUUCGCCGGCAAACAGCUGGAAGAUGGCCGCACACUCUCCGACUACAACAUUCAGAAGGAGUCGACUCUUCACUUGGUCCUGCGUCUGCGUGGUGGUAUGCAAAUCUUUGUCAAGACAUUGACUGGUAAAACUAUCACACUGGAAGUCGAACCCUCUGACACAAUUGAAAACGUCAAAGCCAAAAUCCAAGAUAAAGAGGGAAUCCCACCUGACCAGCAACGACUGAUAUUCGCCGGUAAACAGCUGGAAGACGGCCGCACCCUUUCUGAUUACAACAUUCAGAAGGAGUCGACUCUUCACUUGGUCCUGCGUCUGCGCGGUGGUAUGCAAAUCUUUGUCAAGACCUUGACCGGCAAGACCAUCACACUCGAGGUCGAACCUUCAGACACCAUCGAAAAUGUCAAAGCCAAAAUCCAAGACAAAGAGGGAAUCCCACCUGACCAGCAACGACUGAUCUUCGCCGGCAAACAGCUGGAAGAUGGCCGCACACUCUCCGACUACAACAUUCAGAAGGAGUCGACUCUUCACUUGGUCCUGCGUCUGCGUGGUGGUAUGCAAAUCUUUGUCAAGACAUUGACUGGUAAAACUAUCACACUGGAAGUCGAACCCUCUGACACAAUUGAAAACGUCAAAGCCAAAAUCCAAGAUAAAGAGGGAAUCCCACCUGACCAGCAACGACUGAUAUUCGCCGGUAAACAGCUGGAAGACGGCCGCACCCUUUCUGAUUACAACAUUCAGAAGGAGUCGACUCUUCACUUGGUCCUGCGUCUGCGCGGUGGUAUGCAAAUCUUUGUCAAGACCUUGACCGGCAAGACCAUCACACUCGAGGUCGAACCUUCAGACACCAUCGAAAAUGUCAAAGCCAAAAUCCAAGAUAAAGAGGGAAUCCCACCUGACCAGCAACGACUGAUCUUCGCCGGCAAACAGCUGGAAGAUGGCCGCACACUCUCCGACUACAACAUUCAGAAGGAGUCGACCCUUCACCUGGUAUUGCGUCUGCGUGGUGGUAUGCAAAUCUUUGUCAAGACCCUGACUGGUAAGACUAUCACACUCGAGGUCGAACCUUCAGACACCAUCGAAAAUGUCAAAGCCAAAAUCCAAGAAAAAGAGGGAAUCCCACCUGAUCAGCAACGACUGAUCUUUGCUGGUAAACAGCUGGAAGAUGGCCGCACACUCUCCGACUACAACAUUCAGAAGGAGUCCACCCUUCACUUGGUACUUCGUCUGCGUGGUGGUAUGCAAAUCUUUGUCAAAACUUUGACUGGAAAAACAAUAACUUUAGAAGUUGAGCCAUCAGACAGCAUCGAAAAUGUAAAAGCCAAAAUUCAAGACAAAGAGGGAAUUCCACCAGACCAACAAAGAUUGAUUUUCGCCGGCAAGCAACUAGAAGAUGGCCGCACACUUUCAGAUUAUAAUAUUCAAAAAGAAUCUACACUUCAUUUAGUUUUAAGGUUGAGAGGUGGAAUGUAAAAAACGUAUUACUGAAAUAAAUUUCUUCUGAAUGCA
Messenger RNA from Spodoptera litura, 2687 nucleotides. Its product is annotated as polyubiquitin-C. Gene Ontology annotation, molecular function: protein binding. The record is from RefSeq and is a predicted model, not a curated record. NCBI's taxonomy places the organism in Eukaryota, Metazoa, Arthropoda, Insecta, Lepidoptera, Noctuidae.